AAGAUACCGAUAAUGGACAAUCCAUACUCGAUUAAAUUCACAUUUGUAAACCCAAAUUUAUGUAAAUGUUGGAGCGUAUUAGCAUUUACAGAAAGUUGAGAAUACGUAUAAACAAUGGUUAAAUUCGAUUGGCAGGUUAUUUCUUAACAACAAAAUAACUUAAAACAUUAAUAAUUUAGAAAUAUUCUAUUUUGAUAGUAUUUAGUUUAAACAAUAAGUAUAUUUAUUUUUUCUAAAUUUUCUAAAUAUGUUAGAGAAAACUCAUAUUAACGGUCACAUUUUAUUUAACGUUAAACUGCAUUAAUUAAUUUCUUAUGUUCACUUGAAAAUACGUUUAUGUUUGUGUUUGAGUGUUUAAUCUCUUAUAAAUAUGAGACAAAAUUUCAUUCUAAAAUACCAGAUACAAACAUUUUAAUAUAUUAUAUUAAUAACAUUUGCGACUUAUUUCGAAAACAUUGGCACAAUGGCUCACACUUCUUCCCGAACUACUAUCGUAUUCAUUGUUGUUGCUUUGAUUUGUGCGUUCGUUCCUGCAUUCUCUGUUGAAGAAGCUGAAGCAAAAUCACUAUGGGAUACCUGUCUUCUUAAAAUCAGUCCAAAAUGUGCGUUGGAUAUAAUUGGUGUUGUCUUUGAAAAUUUAACCAUCACUGAUGCAUGUUGUCAUGAUCUUGUACAAGAAGGAAAAAUGUGUCACGAUACUCUUAUCAAAUAUAUUGCUGAGAAGCCGCAUUUAGUUGCCCACGAAACAGAGUAUUUGAAGAAAAGUGAUGAUUUGUGGACUCAUUGUGUCUCAGUUUUGCAAACUGCCUAAAAAUAUGUUAUGCUUGUAUUGAUCUACAA
Messenger RNA from Brassica rapa (field mustard), 840 nucleotides. RefSeq lists its product as uncharacterized. NCBI's taxonomy places the organism in Eukaryota, Viridiplantae, Streptophyta, Magnoliopsida, Brassicales, Brassicaceae. The record is from RefSeq and is a predicted model, not a curated record.